UGUGUCUUCCUUCCGGCUUGCCGAAGAAAGUUGAGGGAGGUUCAGCGGCUACUGGGCUUUUACAUAAUGGACAGCCAGGGAAGGAAAGUGGUGGUCUGCGACAAUGGGACCGGGUUUGUCAAGUGCGGCUAUGCAGGCUCCAACUUCCCAGAGCACAUCUUCCCUGCGCUUGUUGGGAGACCCAUCAUUCGCUCAACGGCCAAAGUGGGAAACAUUGAGAUCAAGGACCUGAUGGUGGGGGACGAGGCCAGCGAGCUGCGCUCCAUGCUGGAGGUCAACUACCCCAUGGAGAACGGCAUCGUCAGGAACUGGGAUGACAUGAAGCACCUGUGGGACUACACCUUUGGCCCAGAGAAGCUCAACAUCGACUCCCGCAACUGCAAGAUCCUGCUGACCGAGCCCCCCAUGAACCCCACCAAGAACCGCGAGAAAAUCAUCGAGGUGAUGUUUGAGACCUACCAGUUUGCAGGAGUCUACAUUGCUAUUCAAGCCGUGCUGACGCUGUAUGCCCAAGGCCUCCUGACUGGUGUGGUGGUGGACUCAGGUGACGGUGUGACACACAUCUGUCCAGUGUAUGAGGGCUUCAGCCUCCCCCAUCUGACGAGACGCCUGGACAUAGCAGGCAGGGACAUCACCCGCUACCUCAUCAAGUUGUUGUUGUUGAGGGGUUAUGCCUUCAACCACUCUGCAGACUUUGAGACGGUGCGCAUGAUGAAAGAGAAGCUGUGCUACGUGGGCUACAACAUCGAGCAGGAGCAGAAGCUGGCGCUGGAAACCACCGUGCUGGUGGAGUCAUACACGCUGCCAGAUGGUCGUGUGAUCAAGGUGGGAGGAGAGCGGUUUGAGGCCCCUGAGGCUCUGUUCCAGCCCCACCUCAUCAACGUGGAGGGUGUCGGAGUGGCUGAGCUCCUCUUCAACACCAUCCAGGCGGCUGACAUAGAUACCAGGCCUGAGUUCUACAAACACAUCGUGUUAUCAGGAGGAUCCACCAUGUACCCGGGCCUGCCGUCUCGGCUGGAGAGGGAACUCAAGCAGCUGUACCUGGAGCGCGUGCUCAAGGGAGAUGUGGACAAACUUUCGAAAUUUAAGAUCCGGAUCGAGGAUCCUCCCAGGCGAAAGCACAUGGUGUUCCUGGGCGGAGCCGUGCUGGCCGACAUCAUGAAGGACAAGGACAACUUCUGGCUGACCCGGGAGGAGUACCAGGAGAAAGGAGUCCGCGUGCUGGAAAAACUCGGAGUCACCGUCAGAUAAAGCACUGAACGGACAGACCACGCAUACACACACACAAAUACACACAUAUACAUGACAUGCACACACUUUCCCCCCUCGCCCCCAUCGCAGAGUAUAUAACUAUUUAUCCCUCUUCUCUCUUUCGGCUCUUGAUUCUCCUCAAACAUCAAAGGGAGUCGAGCCGUCACCUCCCCGCUCUCCUCCUCUCUCUCCUCUUUGCCUCUCUUCUCUCCUGGUUUGGGAUUGGUUCACACUUUUCCUCGCAAGCCCUGAUUUCCACUGGAACCCCUCCUUUAUUUUAACUAGGAAUAGAAGGGUAAAUGUUGCCCCGCUGGUGUAUUUUGGAGCCUGAUUUUCAUUGAGUGCUGGUGGAGAAGGUUAAAACCAGAGCGGGAAGUGUUUUGAUGUGAAUUAGUUUUGGCAGGUAAAGCCACCAGCCACUGCAGCGAGUGGUCCAGAAAGUUUAGUUUUCUCCCUUGAUUAAAUAUCCGGAGGGGAUUAAUUGAUGCAAAGUUUCUAAUCAACUCAUAAGCGUCUGUAAUAUCACAAUCAGGGUCCACCACAAACAGCCACGGGCCGCUUUCAGCAUCUGUUCCAGGUGAGCGAGAACUGAUCAGUUUUAUGUCGGUUUUUAUAAAUGAUAUCAUGACUUUUCUUUUCUGGGAGAGGGAUUUCUUUUCUUUUUCUUUUCUUUUUUUUUUUGCUUUUUUCCUUUUUUGUUGGAUGUAUGAGCUCAUAUCUUUAAAUCAGAAUUUUUUUUUUUUUUCCAUUGACUUUUUUCUUUUGUUGCUGUGCACUACUACCAUUGUAAAUGGAGUGUAUUGUGGUAACAGAAGUUCCUCCAUGUUUUUAUGAAGAAUUGAUGGUUGAUUUAUAAAGGGACAAAUACGCAAAGUAGAGGCCCCUGAGCUUGACAUCGGUUGUGUGACGGUACUUUGGGGUUUGUGGGCGGUGAGACAAUGACGGGACGUGGGUGGAGCGUUUUACUAUUUGUUCCUCAUCAGACCGCCUCGCCGCUGCCUCCUCUCCGGGUGUAAAUCUAAAGCUUGAAUGAACGGGUGUGAGCAGUUGUAGCAACAUUCGACUGCGAUCCCGCUAUAGUCCCUCACCUGUCGUGUUCCUUCAGGUUCACCGAAGCGCGGAGGCAGUCGCAGGUUGACGAUGAGAUCGAUUUGAAUCUGAGCGCCGAAAAAACGGAUAAAAAUAAAACGGUAUUUUUUUUUUUUUCUUCGAAGUCGAAAUGCUGUUGAGAUCAUAUUUAAGUUCUCCAGUCUUUCUCUCCCAACGGUCGACUUAAUGAUUUCUGGAGGCACUUCUAUUUUGAGUAUGAUAAAUGUGUAUAUAUUUUUUUUUUUCCUCUUUCCAUGAACGUUUAUCCAGUGCCAAGUGCAGUUAAUGUUAACUGGAUCUCUUAUGUUUUAAUGUCUUUCUUUUUGUCAGUUUUUGUUUUUAUUUUCCUGUGUUGUUCAUAGCAUAACUGCCUAACGCUGAUUUAAAUAAAGAAAAGUGAUUUAUAAGGA
Seriola dumerili (greater amberjack) is the source of this 2750-nucleotide messenger RNA. RefSeq names its product ARP2 actin related protein 2 homolog (gene actr2). The record is from RefSeq and is a predicted model, not a curated record. Gene Ontology annotation, cellular component: actin cortical patch; Arp2/3 protein complex. Gene Ontology annotation, molecular function: actin filament binding. Bases 67 to 1251 code for a protein of 394 amino acids. The transcript is spliced from 9 exons. Gene Ontology annotation, biological process: Arp2/3 complex-mediated actin nucleation. NCBI's taxonomy places the organism in Eukaryota, Metazoa, Chordata, Actinopteri, Carangiformes, Carangidae.